Mus musculus (house mouse) is the source of this 1104-nucleotide messenger RNA. It is a transcript of the gene Bpifa1, whose product is annotated as BPI fold containing family A, member 1. Gene Ontology annotation, biological process: regulation of sodium ion transmembrane transport; antibacterial humoral response; antimicrobial humoral immune response mediated by antimicrobial peptide. Gene Ontology annotation, molecular function: lipid binding. Lineage: Eukaryota; Metazoa; Chordata; Mammalia; Rodentia; Muridae. Gene Ontology annotation, cellular component: extracellular region. The record is from RefSeq and is marked validated. The transcript is spliced from 9 exons. Bases 60 to 896 code for a protein of 278 amino acids.
GUGAUAGGAGAGGAGCCCAGGACGACCACUGAGACCUUGAGACUCAGACACCAAGAGAGAUGUUUCUAGUUGGGAGCCUCGUUGUCCUCUGUGGGCUGCUGGCCCACAGCACAGCACAGCUGGCAGGCUUGCCAUUGCCCCUGGGCCAGGGUCCACCCUUGCCACUGAACCAGGGCCCACCGUUGCCACUGAACCAGGGCCAGCUGUUGCCCCUGGCUCAGGGUCUGCCUUUGGCUGUAAGCCCAGCACUGCCUUCAAAUCCCACAGAUCUUCUUGCUGGAAAAUUCACAGAUGCUCUCAGCGGUGGCCUGCUGUCUGGGGGGCUGCUGGGCAUUUUGGAAAAUAUUCCACUCCUGGAUGUUAUAAAGUCUGGAGGAGGCAAUUCUAAUGGCCUUGUUGGGGGCCUGCUGGGAAAACUGACGUCAUCAGUUCCUCUCCUGAACAACAUCCUCGACAUAAAAAUCACUGAUCCGCAGCUGCUAGAACUUGGUCUUGUGCAGAGUCCUGAUGGCCAUCGUCUCUAUGUCACCAUCCCUCUGGGCUUGACACUCAACGUAAAUAUGCCCGUAGUUGGAAGUCUUUUGCAAUUGGCUGUGAAGCUGAACAUUACUGCAGAAGUCUUAGCCGUGAAAGACAAUCAGGGGAGGAUUCAUCUGGUUCUUGGUGACUGCACCCACUCCCCUGGCAGCCUGAAAAUCAGCUUGCUCAAUGGAGUCACUCCUGUUCAAAGCUUUUUAGACAACCUCACAGGGAUAUUGACUAAAGUCCUUCCUGAGCUGAUCCAGGGCAAGGUAUGUCCUCUGGUCAAUGGGAUUCUCAGCGGUUUGGAUGUCACCCUGGUGCACAACAUUGCUGAAUUACUGAUCCAUGGACUACAGUUUGUCAUCAAAGUUUAGGCAUCCCAGGAAGGAAGGCUAUCUUGGCUGAGCUGAAUCAUUUCUUGCUGCUCAGUCUCCUGCCUCUUGCCCAGUCUCCCAUGGCUCACAGAAAGGGGCCCACAUCCUGGAAAAUUAUGUCUUCCUUCUCCUCACGGAGCCUGAUCUCUUCCCAUCAGGCACGAUUAAUCCUGUGAUCCUCACUAAAUAAAAUAGCUCUUCAUCUGCA